AUGCACACGCUGUCCACUCUUGUUGUUGCCGGCCUGGCGGCCGUAGUUUCUGCGGCCCCCGCGCCGGCGGACGGUUUCCGGCUGACGGUCGACACGGCCACGACGUACCAGACGAUUGACGGGUUCGGGUUCAGCGAGGCGUUCCAGCGCGCGCACCAAAUCAUCGACCUGCCCGAGGCCACGCGGGCCGCGCUGGUGGACCUGCUGUUCAACGCGACGUCGGGCGUCGGCUUCUCGAUUCUGCGCAACGGCAUCGGCAGCAGCCCCAACAGCACGCAGGACUGGAUGAACACGAUCGAGCCCGACGCACCGGCCGGCGGGCCCGCGGGGGCGCCGCACUACGUGUGGGACGGCCGCGACUCGGGCCAGUUCUGGGUGGCGCAGCAGGCGGCGGCGUACGGGGUCAAGACGUUUUACGCGGACGCGUGGUCGGCGCCCGGAUUCAUGAAGAACAACAGCGACGAUGCGGGCGGCGGGUACCUGUGCGGCAGCCCGGGCGCGCCGGUGUGUGCCUCGGGCGACUGGCGCAAGGCGUAUGCCGAGUACCUCGUGGAGAACGUGCAGCUGUACAAGGAGCACGGCAUCCACAUUACACACCUUGGCUUUUUGAAUGAGCCCGACUUGACGACUGCCUAUGCCUCGAUGCUGAUGGACGGCGCGAUGGCGGCCGACUUCAUCAAGAUUCUGCACGCGGUGCUGGCCGCGCACGGCCUCGAGAAGCAGGUGCACAUCGCCUGCUGCGACGCCACGGGCUGGGCCACGCAGCGCAACAUGUCGGACGCCAUUCUGCGCGACGCCGACGCCGCGCCGCUCGUCGACGUGUUCACGACGCACCUCUACACCUCCAAGGUCGACGCGCCGCUGCCGACGCGGCCGCAGCAGCCGCAGCACGCGUGGAUGUCCGAGUACGCCGACCUCGGCGGCAACUGGUCGACGACCUGGUUCAACGCCGCCGCGGCCGCCGCCAACGACACCGACGCGCUGAAAGGCGACGGGCUGACGUGGGCGCAGCACCUCCACACGGGGCUGACGACGGGCAAUCUGAGCGCCUUCUUGUGGUGGGUGGCCACGCAGGACACGCAGACCAACGGCAACAACAACGAGAAGCUCGUGCUCGUCGACCUCGCGGCGGGCACCUACACCGUGGCCAAGCGGCUCUGGGCGUUUGCGCAGUUCAGCCGGGCGGCGCGGCCGGGCGCCGUGCGUGUCGCCGUCAAGACGACGGGCGUCGACGGCUGCGUGGCCAAGGGCGCGUCGCCGCUGCGCACGGUUGCGUUCCACAACGCCGACGGCAGCGUGUCCGUCGUCGCCAUCAACGACGGCGCCGUGGACGUGUCCAUCAGCGUGCGCAGCCGCGUCGCGAAUGCCGUCUCGGCCGAGGCCUGGGCGACGGACGAGACGCGGGACUUGGAGCCGGUGGCGGUGACGGUCGACGCGCGCGGCGACGUGACGGCUGCUGCGGUCCCGGCACACGGCGUCCUGAGCGUGAUUGUUCGUGUGUAG
Sporothrix brasiliensis 5110 is the source of this 1503-nucleotide messenger RNA. Its product is annotated as cellulosome enzyme. Bases 1 to 1503 code for a protein of 500 amino acids. NCBI's taxonomy places the organism in Eukaryota, Fungi, Ascomycota, Sordariomycetes, Ophiostomatales, Ophiostomataceae. Gene Ontology annotation, molecular function: glucosylceramidase activity. The transcript has 3 exons. Gene Ontology annotation, biological process: sphingolipid metabolic process. The record is from RefSeq and is a predicted model, not a curated record.